Molecule: messenger RNA, 2868 nt
Organism: Lachancea fermentati
Lineage: Eukaryota; Fungi; Ascomycota; Saccharomycetes; Saccharomycetales; Saccharomycetaceae
Source: the annotation of a GenBank genome assembly
AUGGUAGCCAAUGUCGGUCACAAUACUAUGAAAGGUCUGCAACUUUUCAUUGCAGACCUACGAUCGUUGCAGCAGACUGAAGAGCAAGAGCGCAGGAUUCAAUCUGAAAUCGUCAACAUCCAGAAGCAGUUUGGUUCAGUUAAUACCCUCAAUGGAUAUCAGAGAAAGAAAUAUGUUGCUAAACUUGCAUAUAUUUAUAUUACAACAAACACCACGAAAUUAGGCGAUAUUAUGUUCGGCUUAGACCAAUGCUGUCAAUUGUUGGCUUCUACAAUAUAUUCUGAGAAAUUUAUUGGUUAUAUGACUUUAGAGUUACUUUAUCAUCAUCAGAGUGUUGCAUCACACAUUCAGGAUCAAGUUAUCUCGCAACUCAAAAGCGAUUUGGCAUCUACUGAUGAUAAUUUUGUGUCCUUAGCCCUCAAUUUUAUUGGAGUAACCGGUAAGUGCAAUGAAAUACUGACGGAGGAACUGGUACAUGAGGUUUUUCAAGUGCUGCGUUCUCCGACUUCGGCUCAAAUUCUGAAAAAAAAGUCAUCUCUGGCGUUUCUAGCGCUUGUCAAGAAUGAUCCCAGCAUAUUCACACACGAUUCUAGGCGAAAACAACUAUGGAUUCAAAGAAUUGUGAGCCUUUUGGAUGAUACAGCAAAUUAUAGACUCAUGGCUUCCGUGCUUCCCUUGGUAGAGUAUAUUGCACGCGAAAUUGAUUACACAUCAUGCGUAAAAUUGGUGCCCCAGCUAUCUCAGAUCCUGUAUAAUUGUGUUGUCGUAGGCACUACCGGUUCCGACACUUCUACUGAAGAGAAUAAGUUUGCGAGCGUACCAAAUCCUUGGCUUGUGACAAAGCUAGUGUCGCUCCUCAAUGUCCUUAUUUCCUCAUCAACUAAUGCUGAACUUAACAUAACAUCGAGCAAUAUAGAUCAAAAUACCCUGGGGAAACUAAGAUUGUGUGUCACAAGAGUUAUAGAAAUCGGCACAAAGGGUGCAGCCGAUGUACUAACCCGUACUGUUCAGAACACCGUACUUUUUUCGCUAAUCAAUUUCGCCUCAAAACUCGAUCCAUCUGCGGAAGCUAUUGCGAGCUCUGUGGGCGCUCUUUGUUCCCUUCUUGCCUCUAACGAUACAAACACCCGCUACUUAACGCUGGAUUCCUUGGUUAGGCUUUGUUCAAUGAGCGGGAGACCUGCGCAGAAUGCUGUUCGCGCAAAUCAUAUGAAUCAAUUGUUUCAUCUUCUACGCAACGAGCGUGACUCCUCAAUUGUACGAAAAUUGGUGGAUUUGCUUUACACUUUGACAGAUGCAGAAAACGUGCAACUGAUUGUCGAUGAACUUUUGCAGUACAUGACAAAUGCAAAACAUACCGAUCACCACAUUCGCUCUGAUCUUGCAGUCAAAGUUGCUAUUCUAACGGAAAAAUUUGCUAAUGACUCUAAUUGGUAUGUGAUCGUAUCUUUGAAACUACUUUCACUAACCAACACUUCUUUCAAUGAUGAUGACAUAUGGCAAAGACUAUGUCAGAUUGUUGUCAAUAAUGAAUCUUUACAUCAAUUAACAUGUGAUCACUUAUUGGGAUACCUACGCGAAAAUCACACGUCGGAGGCAAUUGUUAAAACAGCAGCUUUCCUGUUAGGUGAGUAUGUGAAUUUAGUAAUUGAUAAAUGCUCCGUUGGUGAUUUGUUUAAUCUGUUCACGGGAAAAUAUUUCACUGUUUCCAACAUCUGUCGAGCCAUGAUUCUCGCUACUAUGAUGAAACUUUACAAAAGCGACCGGCAGAUUGGCUCAGCAGUGAUUAAGUUUUUUCAGUUGGAGCUGAAUUCGCUUGAUGUUGAACUGCAAACAAGAUCAUUUGAGUACUUGAAAAUUAUUCAAUUCGAGAAAAUGCAUGGUGCCCAAUUGACUAACAUAUUGUUUAGUCCCAUGGCGCCCUUUAACAGUAAGAAAAACCCCUUAUUGGGCCGUUUAGGAAAUCUACCUUUUGGGAGCACUGAUACUGUCAGUUCUUUCUCAUCUGCUGGAAGUAAUUCCACAGUUCCAACCCCGCCACCUACCAGAAACUCCCGAAAACGGUCUCAAUCAUACUAUUCCCAGAAAGCACUUUCUGCUCAUUGGCAAGAAGGAUUUCAUCGAAUGCUGAAGCAUAGGCAGGGUGUUCUUUAUUCAUCUUCUUUGAUUAAGAUUCUUUACAGGGUCAGUCCAUCUCAAUCUCAACCGGAGCUAUCUGAGGUAACUUUGACCUACAUCAACAAAAUCGAUUUACCUUUUGGUUCCUUUCUUACUGAGCUGAUAUCGUGGCGUACAGAUGAGAACCCUGCGUAUAUUGUUCAUACUAUAGAAGUUCCAAAAGUUGACAUCGCCCCUGGAGAACGCACAACUCAUAAAUUCGAAGUUCUUACUCGGCACGCCUUUCCUGUUGAUCAAAGUCCAAUUCUGAGUGUCGGAUUUAAAUGUGGUAGAGGUAUUCAUUCAGUUUGCUUGAAGGUUGGUAUGGGUAUUACCAGUACUAUUCUUCCUAUGAAGCCAGGCGGCCAACCCAAUGUUUCACUUCCACAAUUUAUACAACGUUGGCGAACUAUUAGCGAUGCUUUCGGGAAAGAAGGAGAAUGUUGUGCUACUGUUGAAAUUCAGAAAAAUGAUGUUUACGCCCAUGUUCGACAUACGGUUGAAAAGCUUGGUCUUGAGAUCGUGGAACAAGCAAUGGUCGAAAAUACCUUGUUCGCAGCAGGUAUCAUCCACACAAAAAGCGAUGGUAACUUCGGUUGUCUCAUGAAGCUCAGAUGUCAAUCUAAUGAUGUCAAUAUAACAUGUAAAACGACGAGUGGCGGUGAACUCUCCAAAUUUGUUGUAGACUGUAUUGAAAAGUGUUUGACCUAG